UUGAAAGUGUAGCAGCACCACAGCAAAAGGGCAGUUCUCACUUCCACCUGUCUCUUAUGGUCAGACAACGGAUUCUCACAAAUACACUGUGUAGUGGAGUUCUGUGUUCUGAGCCUCAGCGAUUACAGGCUGAUCCAAGGCAACCAUGAAUACCUCUGAGGUCUUCUACAGCAGUGACUCCCACCAGGAGAACAUUGUCUUUUCUGUCUUUUACAUCCUGGUUUUCGUCGUCGCCGUGCCCGGGAACGCUUUGGCACUGUGGGCCUUCUUUGGACAGGAGAACGCGUCCACAGCGAGGAUCUUCCUGAGGCACCUUUCAGUCGCAGACAUGUCUUACAUCCUCAUUUUACCCAUGAGGAUAGUUUACCACCUGUCAGACAACCACUGGCCUUUUGGACACGUCCUCUGUGAACUGUCGGGCUUCCUCUUCUACCUGAACAUGUACAGCAGCCUCUACCUGAUGAGCCUGAUCAGCCUUGACAGAUGUCUAGCCGUGGUUUUACCGUUAAAGUCGCGGUCAGUCAGGAAGGCUAAAUAUGCAAGGAUAGCCGUUGGGGUUCUCUGGGUGCUGGUUAUUGUUUCUAUGAGUCCAACACUUUUCUCUAUCACGAAGUUGACCAACUCGCCCGGCACCUGCAGCAAGCUCUACUUAGAAAAGACGACUCCCAAGGCUUUGGUUUCAACCAUUGUGGCGUUUGCUAUUCCCCUCACCACUGUGGUGGUUUCCUAUGUACUGAUUCUGCUGAAACUGAGAACAGUGACACAACGUCCUGUGAAAGACAAGGCGAUAAAAAUGAUCAUACUCAUUGUGACCAACUUCCUUCUUGCGUUUGUGCCAUAUCAUGUGAGCCGCGUGAUGUACAUCGUGACUCCGGCAGCAGGCCGCAUGUCACUGGGAAAAGCCAAUCGGAUCACAUCAGCCCUCACCUGUGUCAGUGGCGUGCUGGACCCCGUCAUGUACUUCUUCCUGAACCAAGCCUACAGAGACCAGCUGCUCCGGCUGUUCUGUAAAAAGAGAAGAGAAGACCAACAUACGUAGACAAUAACUAUUUUCAAAUUGUCCUAGUUGGGUUAAUAUUUAGUGGAAGCUUUCACUGUUGGUUAACUCGUUAAUUUGACCUCUACAACAAAGUAUUUAUCGGUGCACAAUUCAUUAUUCUAGGGCUGAGCAAUGUGGCUAAAGAUUAUAUUAAGGUAAAAGUGUUCACAGCAGGCGAUAUUAGUAAUUAUCAGGAUAAAUGUGACAUUAUUAUUGUUUCUUCUCAAUUGACAUUUGAUAAAUAACAAUCAAUCAUCAAGGUAUCAGUUCUGUUUAUACCGCCUCACUGUGUUGGCAACAUGCAUAAGCAGUAUAAUCAGUUUAUAUUGAACUUUUGUUAAAUUACCAUUGAUGAUAAUUAUAUUGUGAUAAUUAUUGAUCUUGUUUUAUC
Platichthys flesus (European flounder) is the source of this 1430-nucleotide messenger RNA. RefSeq names its product uracil nucleotide/cysteinyl leukotriene receptor. NCBI's taxonomy places the organism in Eukaryota, Metazoa, Chordata, Actinopteri, Pleuronectiformes, Pleuronectidae. The transcript has 2 exons. Gene Ontology annotation, cellular component: membrane. The record is from RefSeq and is a predicted model, not a curated record. The coding region runs from base 146 to 1039 and encodes 297 amino acids. Gene Ontology annotation, molecular function: G protein-coupled receptor activity. Gene Ontology annotation, biological process: positive regulation of Rho protein signal transduction; phospholipase C-activating G protein-coupled receptor signaling pathway.